AUGGAUUAUAAGACAGAAUAAAGAUAAAAACUAUUUAGAAUUUCUAAUCCUGCUCAGAAAGCCCAAACUUUAGUACCAAGACAGUUAAGAGAUGACAGUUUAAAACCAUAGCAAUAACAAUAAAUGUAAAAAAUAGUUGUUAGUGAUGAUUAAUUGAGAAAGUAAAAUGAGUAACUAAAAUCUGAGCUGACGGCAACUAAGGAAUAAUAUAAAAUUUUACAAGAGGAUUAUAAAAAAUUAUAAUCCAAAUAUCAAAAUCUAUAAUCAUAGAUGAGAGGACCACAUUAAGAGAUGCUGAUGGCUCAAGAAAUGUAAAGGCAUUUAAGACAUUACUAAUACUAUGAAUUUAUUUAAGAAGCAAUGAUGCCUCAACAGUAAUUCUAGACAGAUGGAAUGACUUAUGAAUAAAUAUUAGAAUUAUAAGAGUAAAUUGGGCACGUUUCAAAAGGUCUUACCAAAUAGGAAAUCAAAAAAAUUCCAAAGAGAUAGGUCAACCAAAAAUAAAAAGACCCAUGUACUAUUUGUUACAACGAUAUCGAAAAAUUUGAUAAAAUCAGAGAAUUAAAGUGUAGACAUUAGUACCAUUCUAAAUGCAUUAAAAAAUGGCUACUUUCUUAAAAGAAAUGUCCCAUCUGUUAAACAGAAGUAUGAUUUAAAAAUAAAUAAUAUCUUAUUGCUAUUUA
Paramecium tetraurelia is the source of this 683-nucleotide messenger RNA. RefSeq lists its product as uncharacterized. The record is from RefSeq and is a predicted model, not a curated record. The transcript has 3 exons. NCBI's taxonomy places the organism in Eukaryota, Ciliophora, Oligohymenophorea, Peniculida, Parameciidae. Gene Ontology annotation, molecular function: ubiquitin protein ligase activity.